This is a messenger RNA of Gadus chalcogrammus (walleye pollock), 2243 nucleotides long. RefSeq names its product PH and SEC7 domain-containing protein 1-like. NCBI's taxonomy places the organism in Eukaryota, Metazoa, Chordata, Actinopteri, Gadiformes, Gadidae. The record is from RefSeq and is a predicted model, not a curated record. The transcript has 16 exons. Bases 12 to 2243 code for a protein of 743 amino acids. Gene Ontology annotation, molecular function: protein binding; phospholipid binding; guanyl-nucleotide exchange factor activity. Gene Ontology annotation, biological process: regulation of ARF protein signal transduction.
AGGAGGAGGAGAUGGUGAGCUGGGCGAGCGUGAGGAUGCAAGGAGACGACAGGAGGAGUCAACAUGCCGCCCAAGAGGAACCAGAGGUGUUUGGACAUCUGCUUAAGAGGCCCCUGGAAACGUUUUUCGACAACCACCACCCCGCACUGAAGUCCCCCGUCCUCGUGUCCCCCCCCCGCCGCACCUCAGAGGACACCUUCAGCCGCCAUUUUGAGAGCAUCAUGGAGUCGGCGCGCGCCAAGGGCACGUCCUACAGCAGCCUGGACAGCGAGGAGCUGCUGGGCACCAGCACCCAGACGGUGCUGACCUUUGACCUGCCCACGCUCACCCCGGCCAUCCAGGCGCCGUUCGGCCACAGCGCCCGGCACAUGGCGCACCUCAGCCUGGCCCCGCUCGCCGUCGACGAGCGCCCCAGCCUGUCGGACUCGGCGCUCACGGUGACGGGCGACUCGGACGCCACGCGGGCGCCCUCCAGCGAGAGGCUGAGCAGCGGGUCCGAGGACACGCCCCGGCGCGGCGGGACCCCCGGGCCGCAGCUCGGGAGCAGCUGGUCCAGCAACUUCUCCCUGCCCAGGGAGAAGGCCCGCCUGGCCACAGACACGGAGCUGGACCAGGACCUGAGCGAGCGCCUGGGCCUGGAGACCAGCGAGACGCUGACCAACGGGAGCAGCCGGGCCGACCUGGAGGCGGCCAAGCGGCUGGCCAAGCGCCUCUUCAAGCUGGACGGCUUCCGCAAGUCGGACGUGGCACGGCAUCUCAGCAAGAACAAUGACUUCAGCCGAAUGGUGGCAGCGGAGUACCUCAGCUUCUUCGACUUCAAAGGGCUGGCGGUGGACAUGGCCUUACGAGCGUUCCUCAAGCAGUUUGCGCUGAUGGGGGAGACACAGGAGAGGGAGAGGGUGCUAACACACUUUUCAAGAAGAUACCUUGACUGCAACCCGGGCAUCAUACCGUCUGAAGAUGCAGUUCACACUCUGACCUGUGCUCUCAUGCUGCUCAAUACGGAUCUACACGGCCAAAACCUGGGCAAGCGGAUGUCCUGCUCGCAGUUCGUGGGCAACCUCGAGGGACUCAACGACGGCCAGGAUUUUCCGAAAGACCUUCUUAAAGCCCUGUACAACGCCAUCAAGAAUCAGAAGCUACAAUGGACACUCGACGAGGAGGAGCUGCGCAAGUCGUUCUCGGAGCUCGGGGACAGCCUCUGCGACUCCACCGCCUCCACCUCGGUGCGGCGCGUGGGCAGCAGCGGGAAGCCCCUGUCGGAGGAGGCGCACCACGCCUCGGCCUCGGCGACCACCGGGGCGCUGCUGUACAAGAACGGCUUCCUGGUGCGCAAGGUGCACGCCGACUCGGACGGCAAGAGAACUCCGAGGGGCAAGAGAGGCUGGAAGACGUUCUACGCCAUCCUGAAAGGACUCAUACUCUACCUACAGAAGGGAGAGUACCGGCCAGAUAAGCAGCUCUCGGAAGAGGACCUGAAGAACGCCGUGUCCAUCCACCACUCCCUGGCCAUGAAGGCGGCGGACUACAGCAAGAGGCCAAACGUCUUCUACCUGCGCACCGCCGACUGGAGGGUGUACCUCUUCCAGGCCCCGAACGCGGAGCAGAUGCAGUCUUGGAUCACGCGGAUCAACGUGGUGGCAGCCAUGUUUUCAUCCCCUCCCUUCCCAGCAGCCAUUGGCUCUCAGAAGAAGUUCAGUCGGCCGCUGCUGCCGGGGACCAUGUCAAAGCAGUCCGAGGAGGAGCAGGUGAAGUCCCACGAGGCCCGCUUCCGCUCCAUCUCCACCGAACUGGCCGAGCUGCGCUCCUACCCGCCCGAACGCAAGGUCAAAGGUCGCGACCUGGACGAGUACCGGCAGCGGGACGAGUAUUUGGAGUUUGAGAAGACGCGGUACGGCACCUACGUCAUGCUGCUGCGGUCCAAGAUCCGCGCUGGCGAGGCGGACCUCUCCCUGUUCGAGGCCCAGCUCCUGGAGGACGGCGCCCUGCAGCGGGCCCAGUCCAGCCCCACGCUGCAGGACAGCAGCCUGGCCAGUCAGGCCAGCAGCAGCGCCCGGGACACGGCCAACAGCAGCAAGGCCAGCGGCGCCAGCAGUGCCCACGGCGGGGAGCUGCGGGGCCCUGUGACUGAGAGCCGACACCGAAGCUCCCCCCACCGCCCCCCUCCCACCACGUAUCCCAACCGUAAGAACGCAGGCGCUGGCUGGACGAGGGAGGGAGACCGGGAGAAGACCCAAGGAUGA